Molecule: messenger RNA, 1488 nt
Organism: Hordeum vulgare subsp. vulgare (domesticated barley)
Lineage: Eukaryota; Viridiplantae; Streptophyta; Magnoliopsida; Poales; Poaceae
Product: translation initiation factor IF-2-like
Exons: 2
Coding region: 113-1048 (311 amino acids)
Source: RefSeq, a predicted model, not a curated record
GCCGUUCGGCCGUGCCUUUCCUCCCCCAGAAACCCUAACCCUCCCCUCCUCUCCCCCCCUUCCGCUCCUCUCCUCUCCCCUCCCUUCCCCUCUAAAGCCGCCGCUCGCAGCGAUGACGCCGCCCUUCCGGCCGUCCCCGUCCUCCACCGCCCCCGCCCCGCGCGGCUGCGGCGGCGAGCGCUGCGCCUCCGGCCGCGAGGCCUGGCCGCUCCACCACGUCCGCCACAACGACGUCUUCUGCCGCCUCUGCUCCUCCUGCGUCCUCCUCUACCACCCCGCCUCCUUCUGCUCCGCCUGCCUCCUCCUCCUCCGCCCCACGGACGCCGACGCCGACGCCGCGCCGCAGGACCCUCUCUUCGACCCCGCGCUCGCCCCGCCGGGCCCCACCGCCGAGUGCUCCAGCUGCGGCCUCUUCGUCGCCCACGUGGCCUGUGUCCCGGACCCCGUCUCCUUCGUCUGCCCACCCUGCGCCGCCGAGGCAGAGGGCCGCCCCUUCUCCUACGCGCCCGCCGCCCGCCGCGCCAUGGACGAGCUUGCCGCGCGGAUCCUCCUCGUCGCCGCCCGCCUCGCGCACGACUCCAUCGGCCGCGCCGCCGCCGCCGCCCGCGUGGACGCCGAGCGCUGCGUCCAGGAGGCCGCCGUCGCGCGGAAGCGCUCGCGGGAGAUGCUCGACGCGGCCUUCCGGGCGCUCGAGGAGGAGGCCAGGGCCGCCAAGAACAGGGACGAGGAGGCCGCCAGGGAGGCCAAGAACAAGAAGGACAAGGCCGCUGCCGCUGCGGCCCAGCCGCCCAGGAAGAAGACCCCUAAGAGCAGCGAGGCCAACAGGGACAGGGAUAAGAUGCUCAAGUUCAACGCCAUGCAGCAGCCGGCGCUCGCAUUUGCUGCCGCAGCAGCUGCGGCAGCCAGCUCAAUGCCAUUGUCAACUCCAUUGCCGACUCCACCGCCCAAGGAGGACAAGAAGCCGGCGAUUAAACAGGAGGGGCAAGGUUCAACAGACACAGUGGCAGAUGACGAUGAGAAGCCGUUGUUUGGGACCUUGCAAUCAUAACGUUGGGGUAUCGCAAUCACCGAUCUGUUUGCUCUGCUUCCAUUUGUUUGUUGUUGCUAAGUGAACCGACAAGGGGGCUUCGCUUGAAUCUAAUGAAUCCUGAUCCCGAAACCUCCUCACCGUAAAUUCUAGUCCUGUCAUCUUAGAUGAUCCUCUUAUUUAUGUAGCUGCUUCACCUAUGUCCUAUUCGUUAUUACUCAAUUGGCUGAUAAUCUAUCGCAAUCGGUGUUCAGACUUGUAGAUUGAGGAAACAAGGUGGUAACUUCUUUCCUGUUUUCGAAACCUAAGCAAGUCAAAACUUUGUUAUUCCACAUACUACACAGUUCUUCCUUUUUGUCUUGGCAUAACCUUGUUGAGUGUGCAAGUUCCUUUGCAAUAUUAUGUAAAUGCACCAAGUGGUUGUAAUCUUUAUCCCUAUUCAGUACACAAUGAAAAUCAAA